Molecule: messenger RNA, 522 nt
Organism: Morchella sextelata
Lineage: Eukaryota; Fungi; Ascomycota; Pezizomycetes; Pezizales; Morchellaceae
Exons: 2
Coding region: 1-522 (173 amino acids)
Biological process (GO): translation
Cellular component (GO): mitochondrial large ribosomal subunit; ribosome
Molecular function (GO): structural constituent of ribosome
Source: RefSeq, a predicted model, not a curated record
AUGGCCAAAUAUACUAUGCAGCGUAGACUCAACCGAUCAACGGCGCAUCGGGCGGCUCUAUUGCGAAACCUCGUAACUUCUUUAUUCGAGCACGAAUCAAUUUCAACCACUUGGCAUAAAGCGAAAGAGGCCCAAAGGUUGGCCGAGAAGUGCGUGACUUUGGCUAAAAAGGGCACAGAGGCUGCCAAAGUCCAAGCGGGUGGCACCCUCUACAAACGAGAUAUAAUUCCGAAGCUAUUUGGUCCCAUUGCGGAAAGAUAUAGGGACCGCCCUGGAGGCUAUACUCGUGUGCUGCGGAUAGAACCCCUCGCGACUGACCAGGCACCCUCUGCUAUCCUCGAGUUGGUCGACGGCCCAAAAGACAUGCGAUUUGCCAUGACAGCAGCCACUAUCGCGAGGUGUUCUUCGGAGGAUAAGGAACUUAAUGAGAUCACUCUCAAGAAUAUCAAAAAGGUUACACGGUUUAGAAAGGAUGGAGAAAGGAAAUUGAGCGAAAUGGUGGAAAAGUUUAGUAAAUGCUAA